AUGGGUUGUUGUAGAGAUUUCAUAAGCAAUUUGCCAGAUGAGAUUCUUGGGAAAAUCCUGUCUUUAGUUCCGACAAAAGAGGCAGCUUCGACAUCGGUUCUGUCCAAUAGAUGGAGGGGGAAUCUGGUGGGUCUUGUGGACACCCUUGCCAUCGAUGAGUCAGUGGUUGUUUACAGCAACGAAGAAGAAGCAAGACUUGGUUCACAAGGCUUCUUAGAUUUCGUGGAAAACACGUUUUCUCUGGUAAGCAAGAUAAAGAAACUGUCUCUGUCUCAUGUACCUAGAGAUGGCCAUAACGAUGAUUACACUCGUCGUGUCUACGAUUGGAUUUGGUCCGCAAUGGGACAAGGCAGUUUAUUGGAGCUACACCUGCUCCCAGGUCCAAUGUCUUAUACUGUUUAUCUACAGUUGGACUUGUUCACAAGCAACACAUUGGUUAAGCUCUCACUAUCCGGUGUCUAUAGUUUUGUAUUCCGCCGUGUGUUUUUACCAGUGCUCAAAUCGCUCUCUCUAUUAUCAGUUACUGACCUUAUUAAGAGCAGCCAUCGUACGCUCCUUGAUGGCUGCCCUGUCCUUGAAGAAUUAGUCAUGACAGAGGCUUUUGAUAUUAACUGGCCAUCUUAUGGCGCCUUGGUGGACAACGAAUCCCUCAAGCGACUUGUGCUGUUUCUCGAUUUUCCGGAAUGUCAAGAGGAUCACGACUUCAUGGUUAUCGUUGCACCAAGUCUUGUCUACCUCGACUAUUCUAGUUAUGUCUUCCAAGAGUAUAGUGUUGAUUUGGAUUUUCUUGUUGAAGCCAAGCUGGAUCUCAGGUUAUGGGAGUCGACUUAUGAUUAUUCUGAUGCCAAUGCCAAUGCUGAUGAUAAUGAUAAUGAUAAUGAUGAUGAUGAUGACGACGAUGAUGACGAUGAGGCUGAUGAGGCUGAUGAGGCUGAUGAUGGUGUUAUAUUUGGCGAUGUUACAGAACUAAUUGCUGCUAUAAGCAACGUGACGACCCUUCACCUGUCUGCUAAUUCCCUUGAGGCGUUGCAUUUCUGUUGUAAAUCCAUGCCUGAGUUCAACAACCUCCAUAGUUUAUUUAUCGAGAGUGACAAGGAUAAAGGUUGGCAAGUGAUGCCACUUCUCCUCAAGAGCUGUUCAAAUCUACACACUUUAGCCAUCAAGGGACUUGUGCACAGAGUAACAAAUAGAUGUGGAGAUGCAUGCGCCUGCAUCCCUAAGAAACCGAUGAUAACUGUGAAGGAGAAGGAGGAAUUAUGUUGUUUAUGGACAUGUCAAGUGAUGGUGCUAGAGAUUUCAGAGUAUGGAGGUUCUUUUCAAGAGCUUGAACAGAUGAGACAUUUCUUGGGCAAGUUGGAACGUCUUGAAACUAUGAAAGUUAGUUUUGACUCGCACAACAAGGACACGACUGAGUUGUUGCGAGCUAAUCUGCUGGCCCUCCCCCGAGUUUCAUCAAAGUGCAAUAUACAUUUCAUCUGA
This is a messenger RNA of Microthlaspi erraticum, 1479 nucleotides long. The record is from the annotation of a GenBank genome assembly. NCBI's taxonomy places the organism in Eukaryota, Viridiplantae, Streptophyta, Magnoliopsida, Brassicales, Brassicaceae.